Messenger RNA from Phlebotomus papatasi, 2619 nucleotides. It is a transcript of the gene Sf3b2, whose product is annotated as splicing factor 3B subunit 2. Gene Ontology annotation, cellular component: U2 snRNP; nucleus; precatalytic spliceosome. NCBI's taxonomy places the organism in Eukaryota, Metazoa, Arthropoda, Insecta, Diptera, Psychodidae. Gene Ontology annotation, biological process: mRNA splicing, via spliceosome. The coding region runs from base 115 to 2412 and encodes 765 amino acids. The transcript has 2 exons. The record is from RefSeq and is a predicted model, not a curated record.
CUAUUCAGUGGGAUCGCAGUGAAAACGUACAUAAAUAGUAAUUCGUAAACAUUGCGGUUUUUUUUGGAUUUUCUCAAGGAAAAUUGAUAUUAAAUAGGGAAAUUGUGUAAAAAAAUGACCGAAGGCAACACAGAGCUAAUUCAGCAGAAUGCCUUUGAAUCAAUGGCUGAGCAUGAAGCUGAGAUGCAGAGGCAGAUUCUGAGUGUGCCCCCAUCGAUGGCAGUUCCUCCACCGGGGAUUCCACCGCCCAGUGUGACAAUGGGACAGCUUCCGCCGCCGGGAACGAUGACGGUGCCUCCACCGCCAGUUCCGGGAAAUGGUCCUCCUGGUGGAUGGAAUCAGGGGGAUUCGGGGAAUGAGAGUGAUGAUAAGAUUCCGUCAUUGAUGUCACUGGUAUUGGAUAAGCCGGAUGAAGUGAAGGGGAAGAAGCCGGCUGAGGUGGUUCUGCCGAAGGCAUUGGAGGAAGUGCUUGCCCUUAAGGAUCAGCGGGCAUUGGAAUUGGGUGGACAGGCUGAGGAUAUUAUGAAAGCUACGCAGCCUCCACUGUCGACAGGGGUUAUUAGUACGGAUUAUGCCGAUGCUGAUGUGGAUUCUGACGAUGAAGUGGAUUUGGUGACAGCUCCGGAAGUUCAGGUGAGUAAGGGAGAGGGUAAAGUUGAUAAGAAUCGGAGGAAGAAGAAGCGAAAGAAGGCGAAUAAGCAGCAGAGGAUUGCUGCUCAGAGGGAAGCUGAGGCCAAGAAGGAGGAAGAAGGGAAGAAGGAAGAGAAUGGAUUGGACAGGGCGGGAAAAGGAGAGGAGCCAGAGGAUGAUGUGCAGAUUGAAUAUGUCCCGGAGAAGAUCACAAUAGCAGAUCUGGCGCCAAUGUACCGGCAAUUUUAUCGGGUUUUUGAACUGUUUAAAAUUGACGAGAAGCGUCCCAAUGAGGCGCAAUUGGCCGAAGCCGCGGCGGCUGAGAAGGCGGCCAAGGAGAAAUUGAAGUUAAUGGCGGAUGAGAUGGACGAGGAGGAGGAGGAAUUUGAGGCAGAGAAGACGGAGGAUAAAGAGAGGAUGUCCAAGAGGAAAAUGAAGAAACUGACGAGGCUCAGUGUGGCAGAACUGAAGCAAUUGGUGAGUCGUCCGGACGUCGUUGAGAUGCACGAUGUCACAGCCCGGGAUCCCAAGCUCCUGGUACAGCUCAAGGCACACCGGAAUACCGUCCAGGUGCCCAGGCAUUGGUGCUUCAAGAGAAAAUACCUCCAAGGGAAACGAGGCAUCGAGAAGCCUCCAUUUGACCUUCCGGCAUUCAUCAAGAAGACAGGAAUCAUGGAAAUGAGGGCAUCGCUCCAGGAAAAGGACGAAGCCAAGACCCUGAAGGCUAAGAUGCGCGAGAGAGCCAGGCCAAAGAUGGGAAAGAUAGACAUUGACUAUCAAAAGCUCCAUGAUGCCUUCUUCAAGUGGCAGACAAAGCCCAGGAUGACAAUCCAUGGAGACCUCUAUUACGAGGGCAAGGAAUUCGAGACGAGGCUGAAGGAGAAGAAGCCCGGAGAUCUGUCCGAAGAGCUAAGAACGGCCCUUGGAAUGCCAAUUGGCCCGAAUUGCCACAAAAUCCCGCCGCCUUGGCUCAUAGCUCAACAACGGUACGGACCUCCUCCCAGUUAUCCCAAUCUCAAGAUUCCCGGCCUCAAUGCCCCAAUCCCGGAUGGAACAUCCUUCGGCUACCACGCCGGCGGCUGGGGAAAGCCGCCGGUGGAUGAAAAAGGAAAGCCCCUCUAUGGCGAUGUCUUCGGCACAAAUGCCCUGGAUCAGGAUUCCGGAGUGGACGAUGGUGAGAUUGACAGGCAAAUGUGGGGCGAACUGGAGUCAGAAUCCGAAGAAUCCUCCUCCGAGGAAGAGGAAGAGGGUGAAGAUCUGGGCAAUGCUCCCGAUGAGAGUGGCCUGGUAACUCCAGCUGAAGGUCUCGUGACUCCAUCCGGCCUAACCAGUGGCGUCCCGGCCGGAAUGGAGACCCCAGACACCAUUGAGUUGCGCAAGAAGAAAAUCGAGAGCGAGAUGGAGGACAAUGAGACUCCAGUGCUCUACCACGUGCUCCCAGAGAAGCGCAAUGAGCGCAUAGGGAAUGCCAUGAUGGCUUCAACCCACGUUUACGAUGUUUCCGGACACCUCAAAGCGCCGCCUCCGCCGAGAUUCCCGCCAAUUGGGGAGCGCGAGGGAAUGGUAGAACUGGCCCUGGAUCCGUCUGAACUGGACAUGGACAAUGAGGCAAUGGCUCAGAGGUAUGAGCAGCAGAUGAGGGAGCAACAGAGUCAUCUGCAGAAGGAGGAUCUGUCAGACAUGUUGGCUGAACAUGUGGCCAGGCAGAAGUCCAAGAGGAAGAGGCAGCAGGUGGAUACAAGUAGCAAACAGGCCAAGAAGUACAAGGAGUUCAAGUUCUAAUCGGUUUUUUUUGGACUUUCUUAUCAUUGAGGAAGCCAAAAUCACGGCUGCAAAUUAAUUUUAGUGCUUUUAUCGGGGGAAAAGCCCGAUAAGCCGAGAGGUGUGAGCCAAAGCGGCGGAUGAGAUUGAGUAGAGCGGCGGGUCAUAUUAAAAUUUAUGUAUUUCCUUUUAAGAAUAAUAAAACCAAUAAAUAUGAUUAAACGAUAA